AUCUACGCCCACGCAGCUCCGCCUCUUACUGGUUACUAUCACGAGCGCUGGGCGGGGUUACGUGUAAUCCCCUCCUUGAUGGGCGUGUCCAUGUGGUCGUAGAUUUUAAAUCCCAGUAGGCGGCAUCGUACGGCAGUGUGUGAUCAGAGCUCUAGGAGGGAGGACCGUGCGGUUACAGCGGAGUUAUACACAGGACCGUACAGAAUGCUGAAGAACUGCGGGAGGAAGCUUGUGCUGUCCCUGGUGGGCGCCACCCUCACCUGCCUGCUGGUACUUAUGGUGCAGCAGCAGGUCAGGCAGGUGGUAGUGGUGGAGCUGCCGGAGGUGGAGACCCCGUCCCGGCCGGUGCUGGAGGGUAAACCCGCUGCGGAGGAGCGAGAAGCAUCAGCUGCCACUUCCAAGACCUUCUCGGCUUAUAUCAACAAGCUGACCCGGGUGAGGAGGGACGUGGAGCAGGUGGGCACCCCGUCUGCACAGGGGGACAGCCACCCCCCAGCCGAGGACAUCACCGCCAGCGAUGUCUUCAUAGCCGUCAAGACCACCAAGAAGUUCCACCGCUCCAGGAUGGACCUCCUCAUGGACACCUGGAUCUCCAGGAACAAGGAGCAGACUUACAUAUUCACCGACGGGGAAGACGAAGAGCUGCAGAAAAAGACAGGAAAUGUCAUCAGCACAAACUGCUCCGCCGCUCACAGCCGUCAAGCCUUGUCCUGCAAAAUGGCCGUGGAGUAUGACAAGUUCAUAGAGUCCAACAAAAAAUGGUUCUGCCAUGUGGACGAUGAUAACUACGUCAACAUAAAGACUCUGUUAAAACUGCUCUCUCGCUAUUUACAUACCAAUGACGUCUAUAUUGGGAAGCCCAGCUUGGAUCGGCCCAUUCAGGCAACCGAGAGAAUUAACGAAAGCACGAUGCGUCCUGUCAACUUCUGGUUUGCCACUGGAGGAGCUGGCUUCUGCAUCAGCCGGGGGCUGGCGUUGAAAAUGAGUCCAUGGGCAAGUGGCGGACACUUCAUGAACACAGCAGAGAAAAUCCGACUUCCCGAUGACUGCACCAUUGGUUACAUCAUAGAGUCCGUGUUGGGUGUGAAAUUGAUCAGAAGCAACCUCUUCCAUUCUCAUUUGGAGAACCUGCACCAAGUUCCUCAAAGUGAAAUCCACAAUCAGGUGACGUUAAGUUACGGAAUGUUUGAAAAUAAAAGAAACGCUAUUCUGGUGAAAGGGGCUUUUCCGGUUGAGGAGGAUCCUUCAAGAUUCCGAUCCAUCCAUUGUCUGUUGUAUCCAGACACUCCCUGGUGCCCCAAGAAUAUUGCCUAUUAGAAGACUGCAAAUCUUCUUCAACCUCGUCCCAAGUUUCCCUGGUAUCCGAAGGGCUAUGUGGGACCUGUACGUGUUACCCUUGCUGUGAACGUCGCCGAUUUCUGGUGCUGUGCAUGGAACGCACAGUGUUUCGUUUCAUAGGCUGCUGUGCGGCCGGUUACUGUCCCUGCUUGAGCAGCCAGUGACAGCUUAUCUCUACAGAGCACCUCCUCGUGUGGCUGAGAGGUGUGCGGACUUAUGGAACAGAGCCUGUAGACUGACACACACGGUGCUUGUGUGUCACGUGGCUCGGUCAAAGACUUUUAUCAAAUUGCUUUGCAGUGUCUGCGUUCUUAUAGAAUGUGUGCUAAAGACCUGCCUGCUAAACCUUUGCUUCUUGUGAGCUACCUAUAGUUUAUUUACUUAAGAAAAAAAACAAAAAAAAAUGCUUUCCCUAUAGUGGACCAAAGCUUGAAGCACCAUUUCUCUUGAGCGAAAACCCAUGUUCUGAUGUUCCCUAGCGACUUAAAGAUUUUCACUGUUUGGUACUUCUAAUACCAGCUUGUAAUAAUCCCAGCAGGACCUUCUUGGUGCUACUAGUUUUUUAAUUCUAGGUCAUGCGCGCAGUUUUGGGAAAGUUUUAAGUUCUUCUACAGAACGUUAUCCUUUAAAUUCUUUAGGCUCCGGAUGUAUGCCCAAAUGAAGACCCCCUUCCUCAUAUAGAGAUAUAUAUAUAUAUUUUUUUAAUUUGAUUGUAUUUAGGCUCCGGUCCCAUCACGUUGGAGUGUUCCUCCGUGUAGGUCCCGAGACGAUCUCCAUUGGGGAACAUUACAUCGGAUAGAACUGAAGCUCUACUAGGUUCCUGCCGGUGUUCUGCGUGGUAUUCGCUGCAGUUUUGGUUGGGAAUCUGGUAGCACUUUUCAUGGCACUUUGAUUUAUUAUCUAGAGCUGGACUCUAAAAGCACCUUAAGCUGCCACAUUGAAAUAGGUUGAAACGUUGAGGACGUUGAGAGCUUCCACUAUGGUUCAUUAAUGGUCUACAAAAGUAGACUAUUAUUGGUGGCCUGAAGAACAAGGGCUUCAGUGACUCCUCAAGGCAACCUCAUUUUUGAGGUUAAAAAGUUUCGGUGCUAAAACUCUGCCAGUAAGUACCGUACUCACGAAGAACCAGACUAUAAAAACUGAAAAUUAACAAAUGGGCCCAUAACCUAUAUAGUAUAAGGCUGAAUUAUAGUACAGCUUUAUAGAACGGCACCUCGCCAUUACCUGUAGAAUCGGUUGGUCUUCAAAAUGGGUCCAAGCCUUUUUUUUUUUUUAAAUGCCACUGUGCUAUUGGGUUGAGGUCAUGUGACCGCAUCCUAGCCAAUAGCAGAUAGACCUACCCUGUUAUUCCUUGUCCGCCCCCAAGCCAUUAUAGUUUGCAUUGUGCCCAUCAGAACUCUAUGCAAAAAGCACGUUCUCAUCUGGAAACAACUUUUUCAGCGUUUUGCAGAGCACACAGCCCCUUCAAGGACCGGCCCACUUUGCCGAUUUUGCCGCAGAGUUUUACGGUCUAACUGCACAGUUGUGUUCUGCACAGAUGCUUAUGCCACUUAAGUUUCCAGACAUCCAAGGGUUAUCCCAAUUCAGUCUAUUUAAUGGCAGAGUUUUACGGCAGCUUCAAGGUGACACUUUGGGGGUUGAAUAUUAUUGCUCAUAGUGGGCGUUUAUUGUAUAUAAUGUAAAGAUGCAGUAAUUUUUUACUGCGGAUCUCAAAUUUUUUUUUUUUUUAAAUGUAUCUAAUGAAUUUAUCUAUUUUUUUUUCUGUUGAUCAGAAAAUGUAUGGUUUAUCGAAAAAUGAAAUCUGUUCUAUCUUAAACUCGCUUGCAAUUAAAUUAUCCCAGUAUCUGGGGAAUUCUUGGUUAUAGGAAUUUUUUUUUUAUUUUAAAUCUAAAGAGAAUUAACCGUUUGUUCUCAGGGGAAUUAUACCUGGUGUCAGGGUGAUUCUGAUGUAUGUCAUUCUCUGCUUAAAAUAAAGCAGUUUUUUUG
Messenger RNA from Hyla sarda, 3324 nucleotides. It is a transcript of the gene LFNG, whose product is annotated as LFNG O-fucosylpeptide 3-beta-N-acetylglucosaminyltransferase. Gene Ontology annotation, cellular component: Golgi membrane. Gene Ontology annotation, biological process: pattern specification process; regulation of Notch signaling pathway. Gene Ontology annotation, molecular function: O-fucosylpeptide 3-beta-N-acetylglucosaminyltransferase activity. NCBI's taxonomy places the organism in Eukaryota, Metazoa, Chordata, Amphibia, Anura, Hylidae. The transcript is spliced from 8 exons. The coding region runs from base 205 to 1317 and encodes 370 amino acids. The record is from RefSeq and is a predicted model, not a curated record.